Messenger RNA from Podospora pseudocomata, 507 nucleotides. RefSeq lists its product as uncharacterized. NCBI's taxonomy places the organism in Eukaryota, Fungi, Ascomycota, Sordariomycetes, Sordariales, Podosporaceae. The coding region runs from base 1 to 507 and encodes 168 amino acids. The record is from RefSeq and is a predicted model, not a curated record. The transcript has a single exon.
AUGAUCACAGCAAAACUUCACUGGCCUACCAUCACCGACCGCCUCGCUAAACUCCCCUCAACAAUCCCGCCUCACGAGCGAUACGCCCAUGUAGCCAACAAUAUCGCAAGCGUGGUCCGAUGGAAUAAGGAUCUUCUUGAAGGGAUGCUCCUCGAGGCACAGGCCCAUUGUUGCGCUGCUGAGUUUGCGGCAAAAGAUUGGUCCGAGAGUACCGAUGCCAAUGAUAGCAAAUCUGCUGAGAGGACAAGCUCUAAGGAAAGGGAAGAGAACGAGGAAAAGUGCAGGUUUUAUGAGAUUUUGAUCGAGGUUUUGGAGGGCAACGUCAAUCUUUUCUGCGUCUCAGGAAGUUUUCUAAUGAUUUGCAUAGGAAAAAUCAAGAAGUUGAAGACUCCGGUUGAUGAGGAGAGUUUGGAGGAUGAUUACGGUAGGAAUCUGGUGUUUUUCUUCUUGGGCUAUCAAGUCGGAAGGAGGUUCGUUGACUGUAGUGCUGUCUACAGAGAUGGUUGA